UUCAGGUUGAUAGGUAAACGGGAUGUGUAGGAUGAAACCUUUAUAAUUGAAGAGUGUUCUAUUUACCUUCUAGGUUCGCUGCCAUUGAUUCGGGAGAAUCUGAAUGCCGAUGACGUUAGCUUAUAAGAGUGAGAGGAUUUGUAAAGGAUAUCUAUUAUGUACUUUCAUAGCCUUUAUAGCACAUCUAUUGAUGCGCGCAUGUAUCUAAAGAGCGAUACUUCCUGAACUGAUUCCCGGCGUUAAUCCCCCAGGAAUUUCCCAAGAAAACAAACACUGUUGAGAGCGAUUUAACAAACGGAUAUUCUCAAUCUGGAAAAAUUACACGUCAAUAUAUUGGUAUUGGUAAUACAGCACUCCACAACGCAAACUUUUGUUGAUGCCCCCGAUCCGAAAGAAACCUCCGAUAGGACGUUAUUGGAUAAAUCAACUCGUACCUUAUUCUUCAUCGAAUUUUGAUGAGUGGAGAACUGGUUCAAUCAUCGAAGCAGAACCAAUCCUGCAUGCCGAAACAAUGUGUACUCAAUAGGAUCGGAUCUUAUUUCUUUGAACGAUAGAUUAAUUCUAGACAAGAUUGGACAGUUUUGAAGUUAGGCCUGAAACUGUAUACGCUCAGGGAGUUGAUUGAAUUAAGUUAUUCUCUCCUAUACUUAGUGGUGAGGAUAUCGGAGACAUGGCAGGAUGUUUAUUCUGUAGUUGGUGAUAAAUAAUUAGAGGAAACAAUGGGGGAUUACCCAACUAUUGUAAACAACGCAACGGGGAAGCAUAAUACAGGAGAUGAAUUAUACUCACGGGAUGACGAUGGUAUCAGAGGAGUUAAUACAACUCAUAAUUCCACAGAUAUAAUGAAAACUAUAGGUUUGGAUGUUAAUAUACAUACGGGUAUGGAUAACAUGCAUUAUUUGGAUAACACUGGGGAAAACAUAGGAUUACCCUUAGCCCAACGAUUAUCGUAUUCGUAUAGCGCAACGUUGAACUUAUCUGAAAACAUAUCCCUAUGCAACCCACUGAUGAAUGGGUCAUAUACUGGGCUCAACCUUACGUCAUGUGAAAUGUUGAACUCGACCACCGAAGCGACAGUGAAAUAUAACUUAUUAGUUGAUAUCCCACUUGGUAUUGUUCUAGGAUUAAUGUGCUUGAUGACUUUUCUGGGAAACGCAAUGGUUUUACAAGCAGUAAGGACAGAAAAACGUCUCCAGACGGUGAGCAAUAUGUUUAUCGUUAGUCUAGCAGUUAGUGACCUUAUUGUUGGGCUAUGUGUGAUGCCUAUCAGCGCCAUCUAUAUAUUCACAAAGGAUUGGUUGUUCGGGGUCUUCGUUUGUCAGUUCUGGAUUGGAGUGGACUAUACGGCAAGCACGGCGUCCAUAUUGAAUUUAUUCAUCCUUAGUCUCGACAGACACUGGUCCGUGACGUCACCUUUGAAAUAUCUGAGACAACGGACGAAAAAACGCGCAUGUAUUAUGAUAUCAUUGGUGUGGUUUGCCUCGUCUCUGUGGCUUAUUCCAGUCAUAGGUUGGCACUACUUUUACAAUAAUGGCGUACGCACUGUACCUAGUAAUGUUUGUGACACUGAGUACGCCCAGAAUAAACUAUUAAAAAUCGUCACGGGGAUAUUUAAUUUCUAUGUACCUCUAGGUAUAAUGUUUGUCUUAUAUGGAAAAAUAUUCUGGGAAAUCAAGAAAAGAGCGAAGUUUGAAAUAGGGCAGAGGAACGUUGGGGGAGCUUCCACAAGUGCCAAAUAUACCAAAUCUCAGGGAUGUUCAAUAGAUUCCCGUAGAAACUCUCACGUGUCCGAUACUUUUGAGGACGACUCCUCAGACCCCCCUAGUGCCAGUGCCAGGUUUAAUAAUCUUCUCCGAGUACCCGGGGAUUAUACUGACGUGACCUCAGACGAGGAAAUAGUUCGCAAAACUGUUGUUGCCGAAUACACGGAGUUACGGUCAAUAGGGAAUAAAUCUCAAAAUGGAUAUACAUUAAUUGAUAAAUCAACACCAUCUAUACAUAUCCAAAUUGAUUUUGUCUAUGAUGAGUGUGUCAUGGAUUCAACCACAGAAAAACUUGAACGUUAUGUGUAUUCAUCUGAAACUGACGAGGAUCACAUGACGCCAAAACACAAGCCGUGGAGCGUGUCUGAAAUCGAACACGACACGUCAAGGAAGCUGCUUCCAUCUAGGGGGAACUAUCACAGUAUCAAUAGGCCUAAUGGCGCCUCAAGAAGAUCAGAAUCGCGUUGCAGCAGAAGCUCUUCCUUCAAGGAAAGAACGUUCAGGGCUAGGCAAUCCAGCUUACAAAGACCAAAUGCUCACAGGUCACAGUCAAGAAACGGUCCAGAUAGACUGAAUCAAAAACGACAUUCAGAUGCAUCUCUCUUAGAAUUUUUCCGACGAUCUGAACACGCCCCACAGAUCAGUCGAACCAAAAGUAUGAAACAGAACGCAGCAAGAUUGUUGAGACUUAGAACACAUUGCAAUAAGAAAAAGAAACAAAGCUCUGCGUUGACACGUGAAAUUAAGGCAGCGAGGCAACUGGGUGUUAUAAUGGGGGCGUUCACCAUCUGUUUCCUUCCUUACUUCAUCUGUUUUCUGGUUGUAGCGUUCUGCUUCAACUGUAUAAGCGAUGAUCUCAUGACAACAGUCACUUGGAUAGGAUACCUCAAUAGUACAUUGAAUCCAAUACUGUACCCACUAUGUAAUAUCAAUUUUAGAAGAAAGUUAAAAACAAUGUUAUGCAUUAAAUCAAAGGACGGUAAAAACCCCCAUAAUCCGAAUAACAGUCAUUACAUGAGAGAGAGAUUAUCUAGUCGCCCAAGUAUCGCUGUCGCUGACGAUUAUUGAAUAUAUAGAUUUUUCUACUCAUCAUUGAUGAUAUUUUGUGAUGCAAAAUAAAAUCACCUGUAUAUUACAUAACGAACAAGUGUGUAUUGUGUCAUAUUCGAUUCGUUGCUAAUGGAAGAUAUACGAUGAUUAAUUAUAUGGGGACCAUUUUUAUUUACUUUUUGCCAAAAGUCUGCCAUCUAUUUAUGCUCUCAAAGUUGAGAUUAAGCUAUUGCCUGCCAUCUUUCAUAAAACAAUGCUGAUUCGUUCGUAUGUUAAGUAUAGUAUUAUUCAAAAGAUGGAUUGUUGUUCGUUCAAAAGCAGUGCCAGGAAUAGGUUUAGCAUCGGACCCAUUUGUUACUA
This is a messenger RNA of Owenia fusiformis, 3173 nucleotides long. The record is from the annotation of a GenBank genome assembly. Lineage: Eukaryota; Metazoa; Annelida; Polychaeta; Sabellida; Oweniidae.